AUGUGCCUCCAGCUUGCCGACCGUUCGAUACGAUAUCCCAGGGGGUUAGUGGAAGACGUGCUUGUUCGUGUGGGGAAGCACAUUGCCCCCGUGGACUUUGUUAUUCUCGACGUGGGAGAAGUGCACGAGAACGGGAAGGAUCACACAAUCCUUCUAGGAAGACCAUUCAUGGCUACCACUAACACACUCAUUGAUGUGAAGAACGGGACGCUAAACAUGACGGUUUUGGGUGAGUCCGUAUCCAUCUCUGUCCGGGACGCCACAUCCGCAUCUUCGGUGAAUUUUGUGGAGGAGUGUGCAUUUGUUGAUAUAACCGACCCGUUCAUCGAAGAGAUAGCCAAACGAGAAUGGGAGACGAGACACAUGCCCGACUUUGAUGAUGAAAAAGAACCGACCAUCGAUCUUUUUGAAGCCAACCAGUUCCAAACACAACCGACCCUAGAACUCAAAGAAUUACCUCAACACCUCAAGUAUGUAGUCAUUGCUGAUAAAAAACAAAAGCCGGGAGAGCUACUUGAAGUGCUCCGGAAGAAUCAAAGAGCUAUCGGGUGGGGCCUCAGAGACCUUAGAGGCAUUAGCCCCUCCACGUGCAUGCACCGGAUCGUCUUAGAAGAAGGUGCUAAAUCAUUUCGGGAUAGCCAACAGCGGCUAAACCCAAACAUGAUGGAAGUGGUAAAGACGGAAAAUCUCAAGCUUUAUUCCGAAGGGAUUAUUUUCCCGGUGGCCGAUAGCGAGUGGGUUAGCCCCAUUCAUGUGGUGCCUAAGAAUGGAGGCAUUACCGUUAUUGAGAACGAGAAGAAGGAGAUGAUCCCCACUCGUAUCACUACUGGGUGGAGAAUGUGUAUUGACUAUCGGCGACUCAAUGCCAUGACAAAGAAGGACCAUUUCCAGCUGCAGUUCAUCAACCAAAUUCUCGACCGUCUCUCCGGCCACCAAUUCUAUUGCUUCCUAGAUGGACUUUCCGGCUACCAUCAAGUAGUCAUAGCACCCGGGACCAACCAAAGACCACAUUUACAUGCCCAUUCAGCACAUUUUCCUUUAGACACAUGCCUUUCGGACUCUGCAACGCACUCGGAACCUUACAAAGAAGUCGAUAAAGCGAAGGUUGAUGUGAUUGAAAAAUUACCCCCUCCCGUGAAUGUGAAAGGUGCUAGGAGCUUCUUGGGUCAUGCUGGUUUUUAUAGGCGAUUCAUCAAAGACUUUUCAAAAAUUAGCCAACCAUUGUGUCACUUGCUUGCUAAUGAUGUGCCGUUUGUGUUUGAUGAUGCAUGUUUAGAUGCUUUCGAUAAAUUGAAAAAUAACCUUCACUACAAGAAAUCUGUCAAAAAUAGGCGUGUGAGCUGUCGGCCUGAAGUCGGGGCGUUGGCUCCCUAUUCUCUCACUAGUGGAGGUGGCCAAUGGCAGGUGGUGGGUAUGGUGGUGGGCUUCGAUCUCCUGGGUUUUCCGUGGCAUGCAGAUGAGGUUCCAAUUGUUGGUUUUGGAACUAAAUCUUGCGCCAUUGAUGACGUAUGCCACUUGGUGCUCGAAAUCGUCGGCGAUGACAAGGACGGAGGCGGAGAUCGGUUAUCUGGAGGUCGACUAGUCGGUGGAGGUCUGCAGCAUGGGGGAGCAAGUGGUGUGGUCGAGGGACAGCCACUUUUCGAUGGAGGUCCGGUCGUCGAUCACGCCGGUGCAGAGUUUCUCUCUUUCAUGAAACAGAUGCGGAGCCACGAGAUGCUGGCCAAGUUCCUCCAAGCCGCAGAUGGAGAUGCUGAUCUACGACAUCGACAACAUUGGGGCUUCUUAAACUGCCACGUUAGCAGAAAUGGGAGUCGUGGUAUCAGAGGAUCGGUAAAGUGCCCAUCCGGCUCUAGACCCUUGAGACACCUACUCGGAUCACCACCUGGUGCUAUAGUUCACGUGCACGCCAAUUGUGUCAACGUAGUACAUCGACCAGCUCAAGUACCAAGCAAUGCAGAUAGUGGUGGCAAAAAGUUGUCACGGGCUGAGCCCCCGCUUAUAGUGGAGACAGUCGAGUACAUGCUCGACGUGGAAUACAACAUGUUAAGCCUCAGGAGGAGCAAGGAUGAGGCAUGA
Molecule: messenger RNA, 2076 nt
Organism: Striga asiatica
Lineage: Eukaryota; Viridiplantae; Streptophyta; Magnoliopsida; Lamiales; Orobanchaceae
Source: the annotation of a GenBank genome assembly